Cimex lectularius (bed bug) is the source of this 1333-nucleotide messenger RNA. RefSeq lists its product as uncharacterized. Bases 41 to 1228 code for a protein of 395 amino acids. Lineage: Eukaryota; Metazoa; Arthropoda; Insecta; Hemiptera; Cimicidae. The transcript has a single exon. The record is from RefSeq and is a predicted model, not a curated record.
CUUAUAUUUUAUUACAAGACAUUGCUUUCUUUUUAUAAGAAUGAUUGAAAGGGAUGAUGAAAACAAUAUGAUGUAUUUCUGUGAAGAGUGCUGUAAAACAUUCCGCCAUAAAAAGUCAUUGGUGAGGCAUAAAAACAAUUUGCACAAUGAUAACACCAAGGACAGAUUCACCUGUGCCGAAUGUUUUAAAGACUUUGGAUACAAAUGUAAUUUGGUGGGUCACAUCAAGAAGUUGCAUGCUUCAAAUUCGAAACCUUUUGUUUUCACCGAAGCGAAUUGUGCACUUUGCGGAGAGUACGGUUCAAAGAAAUAUAUCGUCGAUCAUUAUAAGGCAGACCACGACAUAAAUCUGGAUGUGCAGGUUGUCCAUUUUGAUACCGAUGAUGAAUUUUACGCUUGGAAGGCGAACAUCGAGAGCAUAGAAAUGUGUUUGUUCGUGAAAGAAAGGACCCUUUAUACUACAAAAGAUGGGACGAGUAAGAUGUCUUUUAAGUGCUUUAGAGAUGGGAAGUUUAAAAGGAGAGGUAAAAACAUAAGAAAUGUCAAGUAUAUGGGGAGCAACAAACUGGAUGGUCAUUGUCCUGCUAAAAUUGACUAUUCAUGUACAGAUAGGAAAAUAAGUGUGACUUAUUGCAGGACUCAUGUCGGCCAUGAGCGGGAGCUUGCCCGACUACCUUUGACUAAAGAGGAAAGAAAAGCUUUGGCAGAAAAAAUAGCUCAAAAUGUCUCUUUUGACAGUAUAUUGAAUGAUAUAAGAGAAUCCGUUUCUAAUGAAAACUUUGAACGGAUUCAUCUCCUUACUAAAAAGGAUUUGUUCAACAUAGCUCAACAGUACAACUUAAAAUCGCCUAAAGUUUCGACCAAAACAAAAAAUAAAGAAGACUGGAGUGAGUUGAAACUGGGCGAUGAAAAAAAAGCCUUCACUCCCGAAAUCGAAACGCAACCCGAACUAGUUGAAAUCAGUUCUAACGAUUACCAGGAGUUGAUAAUAUACGAGACAAUCACUACGGAGGACCAGCCUGAUUUGUUUGUCAAGUACGAAGACCACCGCAGUCCGGAAACUGUGUUGCCGAGCUUGGACGAAAGGAAAGUCAUCUUGCUUGAAAAACUAUCCGAUGUUGUCAAUAGGGUCCAGACUCACGAAGAGUUAGACAUACUCUUUCAACUGUAUGAUUCAGCAAUAACAAGUGUACAAAGUUCUCAACCGAUUAACGAAUACCGAGAAUAAAUUUAUUACUGCAAAUAAAUGUUAAAUAAUAUAUUUAUUUGUAAAAAUAGUCUGUUUUAUUUGUAUCAAAGUUUAGAUAAUAAAUGACUUUUUACGAUAUUUUGA